This is a messenger RNA of Fonsecaea multimorphosa CBS 102226, 1143 nucleotides long. RefSeq lists its product as uncharacterized. Gene Ontology annotation, biological process: branched-chain amino acid metabolic process. Bases 1 to 1143 code for a protein of 380 amino acids. The transcript has 2 exons. NCBI's taxonomy places the organism in Eukaryota, Fungi, Ascomycota, Eurotiomycetes, Chaetothyriales, Herpotrichiellaceae. Gene Ontology annotation, molecular function: branched-chain-amino-acid:2-oxoglutarate transaminase activity. The record is from RefSeq and is a predicted model, not a curated record.
AUGGCUCCCUUCCCUCCUCCGCCAGUGAGCUCGAUUGACUGGAGCAACGUCGGUUUCAAAGUCCGCGAAGUCAACGGCCAUAUUGAAUCCACCUUCCGCCAUUCCUCACCCAAACCAGAAUGGAGUACACCACGUUUUGUGACCUCUCCUCAUCUGUCGAUCCAUGGCAUGGCGCCCGGUCUCAAUUAUGGCGUCCAGUGCUACGAGGGCAUGAAAGCCUUCCGACAGCCAGAUGGGUCGAUCGCCAUCUUCCGUCCCGAUCAGAAUGCUCUACGCAUGCAACGUUCUGCCGAAUUCAUUUCUGUUCCCCCUGUGCCUGAGGCACAUUUCAUAGAAUGUGUGAAUCUGGCCGUGGCUAUGAACGCCGAAUUUGUGCCUCCUCACGAGACCGGCGCUGCCAUGUAUAUCCGCCCGUUGUUGUUCGGCUCGAGCGCGCAGCUGGGACUGAGCCCUCCAGAUGAGUACACCUUCGUCGUGUUUGUGAUGCCCACGGGGGUGUACCACGGUGUACAUGCCGUCGACGCGCUUAUCUUGGAAGACUUCGACCGAGCGGCGCCUGAGGGCACGGGCAGCGCAAAAGUGGGCGGCAACUACGCGCCUGUGCUGCGGCAUAGCGAAAAAGCACGUAAUCAAGGGUUUGGUAUUACCCUGCACUUGGACAGCAAGACACGGAGCGAAAUCGACGAGUUCUCCACUUCAGGAUUCUUGGGCGUCCGGAAAGACGGGGACAAGACGACAAUCGUGGUGCCCGACUCGAAAAAUGUGAUCAAGUCUGUGACUUCGGAAUCCGCUUGCGAACUCGCCAAAGACUUGUUCGGCUACGGCGUGGAGAGACGCCGUAUUGACUAUAGCGAGCUUCCUCAAUUCACAGAAAUCAUGGCCGCCGGCACCGCGGCCAGUCUGGUACCCAUCAAGAGCAUCACCAUGAAAUCUAAAGGAGACAAAUUCGAAUACCCGGUCAACGAGAAUCUAGACCCUGGUCCGGUCUGUGCACAGCUGUUGAGCACAUUAAAAGGUAUCCAAAUGGGGAAGGUGAAGGAUCAGUUCGGAUGGAACAUGAAAGUGACGGAGCCACCCAAGGAGUUCCUUCACGCGGCGACGAAUGGCGGCGUCCACGGCGACGGCGUGGAUGAGCUACCGUAA